Molecule: messenger RNA, 926 nt
Organism: Cyclopterus lumpus (lumpfish)
Lineage: Eukaryota; Metazoa; Chordata; Actinopteri; Perciformes; Cyclopteridae
Product: troponin T, slow skeletal muscle-like
Exons: 12
Coding region: 93-845 (250 amino acids)
Biological process (GO): sarcomere organization; regulation of muscle contraction; slow-twitch skeletal muscle fiber contraction
Cellular component (GO): troponin complex
Molecular function (GO): tropomyosin binding; troponin T binding
Source: RefSeq, a predicted model, not a curated record
UGAAAAGUCACUAACACCUUUCAUAUAUCGGGCUAUUGCUGUUAGAUAUCAGUAGUGAUUUUUAUAUUCAUGGUUUUCUCUCUAGUGUCGCCAUGUCUGACUUUGAAGAUCGUGGAGGCCAUCAAGAGGAAGAAGAUGAGGAUCAGGGGGAGGGAGAAGAACGCCCCAAAUACAAGCCGGUCACACAGCUUGCUGCCCCUAAAAUACCUGAGGGGGAGAGGGUGGACUUUGAUGUAUGUUCCUUCAAGGAUAUCCAUAGGAAAAGGAUGGAGAAAGAUCUUCUGGAGCUGCAGACUCUGAUUGAUGUCCACUUUGAGCAGAGGAAGAAAGAGGAACAGGAGCUGAUUGGACUCAAAGACAGGAUUGAGAGCCGCCGGGCAGAAAGAGCUGAGCAGCAGCGUGUGAGGGCUGAAAAAGAGCGGCACAGACAGACACGGAUUGCAAAGGAGAGACAGAGGAAAGAGGACGAGGAGGCGAAGAAGAGGGCAGAGGAUGAGGCCAAGAAGAAGAAAGUGCUCUCCAACAUGGGAGCUCACUUCGGAGGCUUCCUGGCCAAGGCAGAGCAGAGGCGAGGCAAAAAGCAAACUGCGAGGGAAAUCAAGAGGAAGACUCUGGCAGAUAGACGCAAGCCACUGGCCAUUGAGACGCUGCAAGAGGACGGCCUGAGAGAGAGAGCCAAGGAGAUGUGGGAAAAAAUCUACCAGCUGGAGUCAGAGAAAUUUGACCUGACUGAAAGGACGAGGAGGCAGAAGUAUGAGAUCAACGUCCUCCGGAACAGAAUCCAACAUGCUCAGAAAUUCAAAAAGGCCCAUGGGAAGGGGAAGGUCGGCGGACGCUGGAAGUGAACUCACACUGGAGCCACGAUGAAACAAGAAGACAGUUUGCUACUUUAUGAACAAGAUUAGAGAUUGUUUGCCUGGCAUUUA